Adineta ricciae is the source of this 2265-nucleotide messenger RNA. Lineage: Eukaryota; Metazoa; Rotifera; Eurotatoria; Adinetida; Adinetidae. The record is from the annotation of a GenBank genome assembly.
AUGUCGCAAGCAAAGCCAUCUAAAAAUUUGUCAACUUCAUCAUCAUCGUUAUCGUCAGCUUCGUCGAAAGUUUCGUCUUCGAAUGAAAUGCGAUCCAGACUACGAAGCAUUUUUCACCGAGGCAACUCUCGAUCGGAUGCUGCACUUACACAAGUUGUUGUUUGUAAACGAUUCGCCAAAUUCCCCAGGCUCUUUCUCGCUAAACGUCAAGAAACACAUAAAAUCACGAUUGAACCAUCGUUUACAGACGAUAGCGCAAAUCUGAUGCCAUCGACAGCAUCGGAAACGUUAUCCUUCGAACAAAAAGCUGAUACGUUCGCUGAUUACACACGAAAAUUAGAAGAUGCUCUAACGCUUCUGAGGGAUAUGAAACGCGAAGAAUAUGAAAGUGAAACUGCUCUGAAAAUUCUACGCUUUCUGGAAAAUCUCAUUCAUCAACCGAAAGAGUGGAUCUCAGGUGCCAAACUCAAACUAACCGAAAUGAAAUUCGCAGAAAUGGCAAUGACUCUAAUGAAUAGUUACAAAGAAAAAGGCUAUCUCGUCCGACGCAUUGUUUUUGUUCAUAGUAUUUUACUUUAUAAUUCCAUGAGUAACUUCACUGACCAUGAAUUUGAUAAAGAAGGUUUAAUUAGAAAACAAUCCGCUGACGCUGGUUUCAUUGAAUUUGCCUGUGAUAUUCUCAAUGAUCCAUCAUAUCGUGAAUCUCUGAAAAAGUGUUAUGUCGUCGAAAGUCCUGAGGAAACGAUGCAGAGUGAUGAUUUUAACAAUUAUCAAAAAAUUCUCUACAUUUGUGAUUCAGCAUUGACAAUACUUUACAAUCUUGCAAAUUUACCCGAUCUGAAAAUUCAUUUUCGGGAAUGCAAUGCUAUGAACAUAAUUGCUGAGUAUACACGACUACCAAGUAAUACAAUAAAUAUUCAAUGUUCACGCACACCGGAUAACGAAGAAUAUAUCGCAAGUUUGAAAGAAUUACAAGAUAUUGCUAGCGCGAUACGUUUAACAUCGUGCUUGUUAUUGCCAUUGAUUAUGAAUGAAGAUGAAGAUAAUCUUUUAGCUGCUAAUACUUCAGAAGUUCUUCCAUUAUUGUCGGGAAUGAUUCAAAUGUACAACCGUAAUGAUCAACGAUUCUACGGAUUUUCUUUUGUGGAACUUGUUGAUGGUUUAUCAAAACUAAUGGUCCGUGGUCGCACACACACAUUCAUCGACAAAAAUCUUGUUAAUAUCCUGUUAAACAUUCUCAAACAUCCAACUCAAGACAAUGCUCUGCUCGAAUGUGUAUCCAAUGCGAUACUGAACGCUUCGUUCGAUGAAAAAGUUCAAUCAUUUCUGGAUUCUGAUCAUGCGGUUUCUAUAAUUCGUUCGGCAAAAAACAAUAGUCGCAGUCAACUUGUGCAGAAAAACUGUCAAGCCAUUCUAUGGACAUUAAAUCGUAUUCAACAUAAGUGUUCGUCAGCAAUUAAUAACGUCACGCAAUUGCAAGGUCAUAUUAUGAUUUCGUAUAAUCGAUCAGUAACAGCCAUGUGCUUGAAAAUUCGAGAUCGAUUGAAAUCAUUGCAUUAUAAUGUAUGGCUUGAUGUUGAUAAUAUCAAUGGCGGUGUGCUGGAAUCAAUGGCUCAGGCAGUGGAAAAUUCGUCAAUGGUAUUGAUUUGUAUGAAUGAACAAUAUAAGCAAAGCUAUUAUUGUCGACUUGAAGCAGAAUAUGCAACCGAGUUACGAAAACCAUGUAUUCCAUUGUUAAUGCAACCACGAUUUCGCCCAUAUGGAUGGCUUGGCAUUAUCAAAGGAGCGAAAAUUCAUGUUGAUUUCGCCACGUUACCUUUCGAAGAAGCAUUUUCUCUAUUGAUCCGUGAAAUCGAAACCAUUCGCAGGGAUAAUCUUACGGACAACGGUGACCUGACUAACACAUCUGAUAGAAGCAAUCAACAUCUCUAUCAUCAACCCAGCAUUGGGUUCUCUUCAAUUGAUAACAGCAAUCGCAGUGCGAUAGGCAACGUAUUCGAAGCAAAAGAUAAAACUAAUAAUACUGUUAUGACUUGGAAUGCCGAAACUGUCAAGCAAUGGUUAACACUCUCACAACUAUCUCAUCUUCAACAUGUUUUUACUGAUAUCGAUGGCAAGCUAUUGUACAGAUUGUAUAAAAUGAAAGUAUCAGCAGCGGAUAGCUACUAUAAAUUUCUCGAUAAAUAUAUUGAUCGUCGUCAGACGGCUCAAAUGAGUGAUACACUCAGAUUUGAUCACGAACUUGACUGUCUCUUUCAACACUAA